AUGAAGUUUCUCUUGCUGGGUUCAGCACUCAUACCUGCUGCCUUGGGACUACUAGAAGGCCGUCGAGGGGGGAGAUAUGCUCUUCGCGCCGUCACAGACGCAACUCUUGACCCAAUUUGCCUGGUCACUUUGACCACCACACUCACGCCCAGCCUCAUCACCACAACCACCACGGUCAAAAUCACAGCCAGGAUCCCCAGCUCCGACUCCAAGCCGGUAGCCAGCAGCGGCUCUGAUGAUCCGAUCCCGUCUUCCGCUUUGCCUAUUCCCCCAAUCCUUCACGUGCCCUUGUUUCCAAGCAGCAGCAGCAGCAGCAGCACAGAGAACGAUAUCAGCUCCACCAGCCUUGCUCUCCCGGGUGCCGUAAUACCCGCCACCUCGCCCAGGUGCGCCGCCACCACCGUCACAGCAACUGCCGCCAGAGCAGUGUCGACCGCAACCCUCACAGUAACAGUCACGGCAACGCCGACGGUAAGUGCAGGAGCAGUGUCAUCGUCGCUGUCACCAUCAUCAUCCCCAAUAUCAUCAACCCUCACCACAUCCAUCCGGUCGAAUCCCACCACCAUCUCCACCGCCCCGACAGCCAGCGGCAGUCCCUGCCGCGGCGGCGGCGCGCGCGGCAGCUACGUGUCGACGUCGUGCGUGGGCAGCCGGCUGGGCAACUGCGCGUGCGGGGUGGACGCGGACGGGCAGGGCUUCUGCUUCGAGAACAACCUAUGCGCGGCCGAGAACAACUGCACGGUCAAUAGUGACUGCAACUCGCAGCCGGGUUUCCGGUGCCUGGUAGGGAGCUGCUGCGGGACAGGCAAGUGCGUGCGAUCGAGGACUGGCGCGGGCACUUGUGUUAAUGCGGCCGGGGCAAGGAUCCUGUUUGGCGGCGGCAGUGGGGGCUCGUCCUCGUCUUCGUUGGGUGUGGCGGGCAGUAAUAUGUAG
This is a messenger RNA of Lasiosphaeria miniovina, 933 nucleotides long. RefSeq lists its product as uncharacterized. The record is from RefSeq and is a predicted model, not a curated record. NCBI's taxonomy places the organism in Eukaryota, Fungi, Ascomycota, Sordariomycetes, Sordariales, Lasiosphaeriaceae. The transcript is spliced from 2 exons. Bases 1 to 933 code for a protein of 310 amino acids.